This is a messenger RNA of Odocoileus virginianus texanus, 1632 nucleotides long. The record is from RefSeq and is a predicted model, not a curated record. Lineage: Eukaryota; Metazoa; Chordata; Mammalia; Artiodactyla; Cervidae.
ACCUCGGUGGCUUACUUAGCUUGCCCUGCUCUUCCUCGCUGAAACGCGUUACCGUCAUGAAUUCUGGGGUUAGGGGCAAGAGUUGCUUAGCAGCAGGCUUGCUGCAGCACCAGGUGGCCAUCGUCACCGGUGGGGGCACGGGCAUCGGGAAGGCCAUCGUGAACGAGCUCCUUCAUCUGGGAUGUAAUGUGGUCAUUGCGUCCCGUAAGUUUGAUAGGUUAAAAUCUGCUGCAGAUGAACUGAAUGCCAAUCUGCCUCCUACCAUCCAGGCUCAAGUUACUCCCAUAAAAUGUAACAUCCGUAAUGAAGAGGAGGUAAAUAAUUUGGUCAAAUCCACCUUAGAUAUUUAUGGUAAGAUCAAUUUCUUAGUAAAUAACGGAGGAGGCCAGUUCUUCACUCCUGCAGAAAAAAUCAGUUCAAAGGGGUGGAAUGCUGUGAUUGAAACCAACCUGACGGGCACCUUCUACAUGUGCAAAGCAGUUUACAACUCAUGGAUGAAAAAACAUGGAGGAUCUAUUGUCAAUAUCAUAGUACUUACUAAAAAUGGAUUUCCAGGAGCUGCGCAUAGCGGAGCUGCCAGAGAAGGUGUUUACAACCUCACCAAGUCCUUAGCUGUGGAAUGGGCCAGCAGUGGAGUAAGGAUCAAUAGUGUUGCCCCUAUCUCCUCCUUGGUAUGCUUCCUGCUGUCUCCUGCUGCUUCCUUUGUCACCGGACAGCUGGUGUAUGUGGAUGGGGGCCAGUCUCUGUACGCACAGUUAUUUGAGGUACCAGGUGAGUGGUCAGGAAAUGAGUCUGUCCCUCACUUUGUGGCUUCUCCUGUUCAGGUUUUCACAAUUCCUCUAGGUCCUUAAGAGAUAAGGGUUUUUUUUUUUCCUUGUAGAACAUCAAAAAAAAUGUACAAAAUAUUUAUAGUCAUCAUAUGAUUUUUAAAGGCAAUAUUCCUAGUGCAGAAAAUAUCUAAAUAUCUUUAUUAUAGCACACAGGUUUACCUAUUUAAAAAGUUGUUUGCGUGUGCAUGGGCUAGUGGAAUUUUAACCUUGAAAAAAUAUUCUCAGUGUGAGUAUAUAUGUACAAGAAAGAGACAAGAACAGAGGCGGGAAGAUGCCAUACUUUUGAUAUUUAACUUCUCUUUGUUUAUCCAGUUAGUGGCUUGUGUAUAUGAGGGGGAGAAUCAGACCUGUUAGGUGGGGAGAGGUGAUAUGGUGCUAUUUUACAGUAUCUUCGGGAUUGAGGGAAACCAUAGGAAUUUGCUGCAUUCAUUCAUUUUUGAUGUACAAAACAGUUUUAUAUAUCUCAAUCUAAUGUAGAUAUUGCAUGCAAAUGUGUGUGUGUGUAUCAUAUGACUAGACCAUCAAGCUUUGGAGUUAAAAGGAUCCUAAAAAAUUAGUCAAGUAUCGCAGUUUCAUUAUACAUGACAAAACACAUCCAUGGAACCAAGGUAUGUCCAAGCUAAUCACUCCCAAAAUGUAGAAAAGGAUAUGAAAUUCAAAUGUGUCCAAACUGUUGCCAAAGAUAGUUGAUUAAAUGACUACUAGCGAAUUAAAGGGCUUCGCUGGUCCUUUAAAGUGAUAAAGAUAUCUGUGAUCAGUGCAGGAGACACAGGAGACAUGGGUUCAAUCCCUGGUUCAGGAA